UCUACUGUUUUUCUAUGGAGGAGCUUUUAAAUUGCAGUCUGUAUGCAGGAGUUUUAUCACUGAGUAGAAGUGUGAAAUAUAUUUUUUCCACAGGAAAAAUCUUGAUAUCCUAUAUUUCUGAAAUCCUAUAUUUCUGCUUUCAUAUCUCCAUAUGUGUAAAUUUAGGUUAAUUAGAUUAGAUUAAAAGACUAAUAGAUAAGCUGGUGUAAAACCAUGUCAGUCAGUUCUCAAACAAUUGCUAUAGUGGUUUAUGUAUAUUGCUUGUUUUCCUUUUCACUGUGCAGUAUUGCUUACUCCUUAUAUUGUUUUGCAGAUUCAACAACUACAGAAAAAUGGCAUUGGAGGCUGAGCAGUUUCACUCAAGUUCUGAGGAGUCCAUUAAUUCUGCAUACUCAGAUGCUGACUACAAGCCAUCAUCCAGUAGUACUGAUGACAGUGAGGUUUGCAGUAGUGAUGAAAAUUUGGAUAAUGACCAACAGUUCAAUAGAACAAACACAAGUCCAGACAAGUGCAAAAAACAAACGAGGAAAACAAGAACCAAUGGUGAUGACGACAAAAACAAGUCUAUUAGAACAAACAGAAGAACAGACAAGUCCAGAAAACCAAAGGGAACCAAAAGUGAUAACAAAAACAAGUCUAUUAGAACAAACAGAAGAACAGACAAGUCCAGAAAACAGAGUCCAAAAAAAACCACAGCUUCGAAUAUAACUGUGAAGGUUUGCAAAAAAAAUCUAAAUGGUAAACGAAAGUGGGACAAAAACCAUUACUGCCUCUACUGUGGAAAGUCAAACAAAAAGUUAAGCAGGCAUUUGGAACGUGCCCAUAUGGAUGUCAGAGAGGUGGCUUAUGCGUUCAGCUUCCCCUUAGGAUCGAAGAAAAGAAAGGAUCUAUUAGAGGGGCUGCGGAAUAAAGGUGACUAUAAACAUAACUUAGAAGUCCUUAAGAGUGGCCAUGGGGAAAUAGUGACGUGGAAACAACCUUCUUUUGAAGCUUCUGUCGAUAAUUACCUUCCUUGCCAGUACUGCUACGCCAUGUUUGUGAAAAGUGAUCUUUGGAAACAUCAGGGAACUUGCAGAGCUAAAAAUGAUCCUGGGAAAGAUGCUGAGAAAAAGAGCAACAGUAGAGUUCAGAAAGCAUCUUCAAGCCUGCUACCCAUUUCGGAGACCUCGGAGGCAUUGGAGAAUGUCAUUCAUGGAAUGCAAAAAGAUGCUGUGUCCUUUACUGUACGGAAUGAUGCGUUGAUCUGUAAAUAUGGUAAUGUGCUGCUAAAUCGUGGGAAAAAUAAUGCAACUGGUUACAUUUCUCAGAAAAUGAGAGAACUGGGUCGACUCGUUGUGGCAGCAAAGGAAAUUGAUAAGAGUAUUAAAAAUCUUGAAGAUCUGUGCCAUGUAUCCAAGUUUCAGGUGCUGCUGAAGGCAGUUAAAAGGAUCUCUCAGUUUAGCCCAAGCAAGAAUGCAUACAGAAAGGCAUCAACUGCUGUCAAAAUUGGCUUCUCAUUAAAAGGAGUGACUGAUGUGCUUAUUGGCCAGACUCUGGAAAAUGAUGAUGACUUGGCUGAAAGGAAUGCAAAGAAGUUCAAAGAACUUUUAGAACAGAAGUGGAAAGACAGUGUUUCUUUUAAUGCACACAAAACAAUGGAAGAGAACAGGUGGAACAAAGAUGACGGUAUCCCAUUGACUAAAGAUGUCAUGAUCCUCCAAGAGCACCUUAGAAAGGUUGAAGACGAAGCAAAACGGGAGUUGCUAGAUGGCAUCAACAUGUCUGCUUAUAAGGACCUGACUGAGAGCCUUCUGUCACAGGUCAUUGUGUUCAAUAGACGAAGGGAAGGUGAGGCCUCCCGCUUGACCUUAGACAUGUACAUGAACGCAAACAGGACCCCAGUAAAUGGGGAUAUAUUUCAAACACUAACACCGCUUGAGCAAGAACUGAGCAAGACCCUUACCAGAAUAGAAAUCAGAGGAAAGAGAGGUAGAAAAGUGCCAAUUCUCCUACCAGAUAGAACAAAAGCAUCAAUUGAUUUCCUGAUAGAAAAAAGAAAAGAAGCUGGUGUACCUGAUCAGAACCCUUUUGUCUUCGCAAGACCUUCUGCAAUGUCAAACUUUCGUGGCUGUGACUGUCUGAGGAGAUUUUCAGAAGAGAGCAAGGCAGAAAACCCAGGACUCCUUAGAUCAACCAAACUAAGAAAGCAGGUUGCUACACUUUGUCAGCUGCUGAAUCUUGACCAGCAAGAGUUGGAGCAAGUUGCGAGAUUCAUGGGACAUGACAUUAGGGUGCACUGUGAUUUUUACAGACAAACAGAUAAAACACUUCAGCUGUCAAGGAUCAGCAAACUUCUCUUUGCAAUGGAGAAAGGCACGGAGACCAUCAAAGGCCAGAAUCUCAACACUCUUGACUUUUCACUUCCUGGUAGCAGUAUGGCACAAACUGACAGCCCACAGACAGACAGACCAGUAGUGAGCAUGGAACCUCAUGAGGAUGAUGAAGGUGUAUCUGGCUUCACUGCCACAAUCAAGAAGAAAAGGCGAAUGGAGCCUCAUGAUGCUGAUGAUGGUGGCACCUGCACCGGGGUUAAGAGAAAGCUGACAGAAGAUCCUGGAUUUGACUCGCCAGAGAAGGAAAGACCGCAGAGGAGAAGGAAAGAAGUGGAUGAUGAAGAUGACCGUGAAUUUAUAGAAAUGGAUGUGAACAAAAAUUGUGAAUCUGGCUCUAGUAAUCAGCAGAAGAAGAAGCAGAUAGAACAGCCCGAGGGUGAUGGUGUCUCUAGCUCUGGCGCCAUGACCAGCAUGCAGAAGAGGAAGGCAGGGCUGAUGGCAGAGCGCAAGAGAUCUCAACCUAGGAGGCGUGGAUGGAGUGAGGAGGAGCAGGCUGCGGUUUUAAAACAUUUAGCUGUAUUCAUCGAGAGGCACCAGGUCCCUGGAAAAGCUGACUGUUUAAAAUGUACUGAGACUGAGAGUGCCUUAAAACACAGAACAUGGAGGGAUGUUAAAUACUUUGUCCAUAAUAGAAUAGUGAGUCUUGCUAAAACAAAUCCUUGAACGUAUGCAAUAAUCCAAUCAUAAGCCAUUUCUGCCGUUAUGAUUUCUCAGUACAUGCAUAUUUUUACUGUUUUUUUAUUUUUAUUUUAUUUUUUUAUGCAUUUAUUUUGGUCUGCUGAAUAAUCAGCAUUUUAUAGGGCAUUUUCACCUGAACGUCCGGACCACAGUUCUCACCAUGUUUCAUGUGUUUGUUACAUUGUAUGCAGUACAUUUGUUCCAGUUAGUUUAGAUUAGGUUUAGUGAGCUGAAUAAAUAACUACAUCCUGUCCUCAAUCAGAUGACAUGCUAAAUUCCAGCAACAAAAUAUGUGUAAAACAUUAUUAUCCUCAGCUUCCUUUUAUUUGCCUGCAUGCCAAGGGGAGUUGUGAUAUUGGCCAAACACUAGUUUUUUUUUUGUUUGUUUGUUUUUUUACUCCCUCUGUUAAAACCCCUUAACAACCCCGACUGUCAUUUGUCUGCCGGACAUUAAACCCCUAAAGAAAUUUCUUGAAUACAAAUUAAACAUUUCAUGUCCACCAAAGUUUUAUGUCUGCUAGUUUUAACAUGCAGAAUUUGGAUUGAUUUCUGUUACUAACUUGGAAUUAUUAUUAUUAUUAUUAUUAUUAUUAUUAUUAUUUAUUAUAUUAAGUGGAGUAGAGUGAAGAGGCAGUGUCAUGUAGAAAAUGUUCAGAAUGUAAAUGUUAUUUUACUGCAGAGAAACAGGAUUUUGUAUCACCUACACCUGUAGCCCAUAUACCGCACAAGGUAUUUAAGGGGUUAAAGAUUUCUGACCUGUUUUUUCCCUGUGACAUUACUGGUCAUUUAGUCAAUAAUAUUGCUUUCAGAAGUAAAGUUUUACAUUAAUAUUA
This is a messenger RNA of Astyanax mexicanus (Mexican tetra), 3883 nucleotides long. RefSeq lists its product as uncharacterized. The record is from RefSeq and is a predicted model, not a curated record. Bases 333 to 3035 code for a protein of 900 amino acids. Lineage: Eukaryota; Metazoa; Chordata; Actinopteri; Characiformes; Acestrorhamphidae. The transcript has 9 exons.